This is a messenger RNA of Linum trigynum, 480 nucleotides long. Lineage: Eukaryota; Viridiplantae; Streptophyta; Magnoliopsida; Malpighiales; Linaceae. The record is from the annotation of a GenBank genome assembly.
AUGAAGAUUCUGUGUUGGAAUGUCAGGGGGUUUAAUGCCCCUGACAAGCACUCUGCAGUGCUAAAGAAAGUUCGUCGGUUACAUUUGGAUAUAAUAGCUAUUAUAGAGACUAGAGUAGCAGAAGCUAAUAGUGUAGGUAUACUUACUAAACAGUUUAGUCAGUUGCAAAACAUGAACAACUACCCCAAAUCCCCUAAUGGUCGAGUCUGGUUACUUUGGAAGGAGGGUUUGAAGAUAACAAAAGUUGAGGAUGGCAAGCAUUUUCUGAAGGUGAAAGUUUGGGGAGUGAUUCCAUUUAUGCUUAUGGUGGUAUAUAGUCCGAAUAAGGAGGUUGAGAGGUCAGCUUUGUAUAAGGAUCUGCUUUCACAUAAGGACAGCCUACCUAUGGUUGUAUUUGGAGAUUUUAAUGCAGUUUUGUCUCCAAGGGAGACAUCCAAUCUUGAUGUUAUGAAUCCCAGCAUGGUUGAGUUCCAGACCUAG